Messenger RNA from Contarinia nasturtii (swede midge), 1271 nucleotides. Its product is annotated as testin-like. Lineage: Eukaryota; Metazoa; Arthropoda; Insecta; Diptera; Cecidomyiidae. The transcript has 5 exons. Gene Ontology annotation, molecular function: zinc ion binding. The coding region runs from base 364 to 1221 and encodes 285 amino acids. The record is from RefSeq and is a predicted model, not a curated record.
CUACGACAUAUAUUUUGAGGUCGUCUUAAUAUGUCUUAUCCAUGUGACAUAGUUUACAGCGCCCUCCUCCCUGAAAGCUUUGGUAUGACAUUCGACGGUUAACCACUGUGAAUGUAAAAAGCAAAUGGUUAUUAGAUUUAUAAACAUUCUGGAUUGUUUUCUUUUUCGUUUUGACAAAUGAUACAAUAUGAACCGUUAACUAACUUAUACUUUUACAGGUAUUACUUAUAUGUUAAAUAAACAACAAAUCCCCCCCUUCAUUUUGGUAUCGUUUGUUAAUGAACAUUUAUUUACUCGAGUUAUAAUAUUGUCGAUUAUUGUAUGUGUGACUGCGUUUAUAUCAAAUAAAAAAUUAUAGAAAAAAUGAAUAAAAUCAAGCCAAAAGUAGAUGGAAUGCAAAAGCCCACUUUGGGAUGGUUGGCAGAUCUAGAAAAUCAGAGAGAGAAUACUCGUGGAAAACUAGCUCACGAAUUUGGAGCGGGCGCACAAUGCCAUAAUUGUGAUAAUUGUACAGGGUUAGAACUACAUUUUUGGCGCAAGACAUGCCGAAUGUGUAAAUGUUCCGGAGAUCAACAUGACUGUAACGAAAACGAUCUCGUUGGAUACAUGCAAUUUGAAAUCCUCGGUCAAAAACGAUCAACCCCAGGAUAUGUAAAUAUAAAAAAAGUUUCCGAACGAGUUGACUGGAUUCCACCUAACAUUGAUAAUGAAUUGAUUACUGAAUACAUAAAUGACAUGGAAGCCGAUUAUAUUCCAAUAACCGGAAGCAAAGCAUCAAUGAGACGCAAAAUAAGAUUAAAUCAUCAAGUUCCUUUACAUGAUUUGGAUCCAUCGUUGUGCCAUAGCUUAACUGAAAUUGAAGCAUCACAGUUAAAAAAUUAUGUUGGACAGAUUAAAGAGCACAAUGUUGGUCAAGGUAUUGUUGUACGAGUUGAAGACAUUCCGCAUGCAAAUAAAUUGAACGAAAAUGUACCAGCAUUAGAAUUAAAAAGUUCUAUAGAAUCGACUUCAAAUGAAUUUUUUACACUUUUCGAAGAUCUACAAUUAGAAAAAAAUCACAAUCUAAAAAAAACAAAUAAUUUGAAGAGUUCAACAAUAACAUGCAAAGCAUGUCGUCAAAUCAUUAAUACAGGUAAGUGUAAUAUCCCGGUUGAUGUCAAAUUUCAAAAAAGUCGUUUUUUAACAUUAAAAUUUAUAAAAUAUGUACAACAGUUAUCAUAAGUUUGGCUUUUUAAAAAAUUAAAAUAUCAAAACCCGGAUAUAAAAAAUAA